Molecule: messenger RNA, 459 nt
Organism: Kluyveromyces lactis
Lineage: Eukaryota; Fungi; Ascomycota; Saccharomycetes; Saccharomycetales; Saccharomycetaceae
Gene: FCY1
Product: cytosine deaminase
Exons: 1
Coding region: 1-459 (152 amino acids)
Cellular component (GO): cytoplasm; nucleus
Molecular function (GO): diaminohydroxyphosphoribosylaminopyrimidine deaminase activity; zinc ion binding
Source: RefSeq, a predicted model, not a curated record
AUGGCUGAAUGGGAUAAGAAGGGCAUGGACAAAGCCUAUGAAGAGGCUGCCAUUGGAUACAAAGAAGGCGGUGUUCCAAUUGGAGGAUGUUUGAUUGACAACUUGACUGGUGAAAUUUUGGGAAGUGGACACAACAUGAGGUUCCAAAAGGGGUCGCCAACAUUGCACGGUGAAACUUCUACCUUGGAAAACGCUGGUAGAUUGAAGGGAAGCGUUUACAAGCAUUGUACGAUGUAUACUACUCUAUCACCUUGCGACAUGUGUACCGGUGCUAUCUUGUUAUAUGGUAUUGGUCGUGUUGUCGUUGGUGAAAACGUCAACUUCAAGAGUCCCGGUGAGAAAUACUUGGCUGAGAGGGGUAUCGAAGUUAAAGUUGUUGAUGACGAGCGUUGCAUUGAGAUCAUGAAAGAUUUCAUUGCAAAAAGGCCAGAAGAUUGGUUUGAAGAUAUUGGAGAAUAA